Messenger RNA from Cottoperca gobio, 4159 nucleotides. It is a transcript of the gene gsk3aa, whose product is annotated as glycogen synthase kinase 3 alpha a. The record is from RefSeq and is a predicted model, not a curated record. Bases 190 to 1506 code for a protein of 438 amino acids. Gene Ontology annotation, biological process: negative regulation of TOR signaling; regulation of neuron projection development; regulation of microtubule cytoskeleton organization. Gene Ontology annotation, cellular component: cytoplasm; nucleus; cytosol. Gene Ontology annotation, molecular function: ATP binding; protein serine/threonine kinase activity. The transcript has 11 exons. Lineage: Eukaryota; Metazoa; Chordata; Actinopteri; Perciformes; Bovichtidae.
UUCCCAGGUGGCAAUGCGAGCGUUCUGUUUCUAGGUGUCUAGCAACAGCUAUCAGCCCAGACAGCCGGCGGCAACGGGAGCGGUAUUUCUCGGUGUGUCUUUCCACGAUUAUUCGCUGCCGGGUAUUUAUAAUUAAUAGUCGCCAGGCGGAAAAUAGUGAAAAAACAACCCUGACCCCUGCACAGAGAUAUGAGCGGCAGCGGGCGGCCCAGGACCAGCUCGUUUGCUGAGCCGCCAGGUGUUCCAGGAACCGCCGCUGCGUCCACCGGAUCAGCCGCUGCCGUGGGGAGCAGCACAGGAAAGUCCGGGGUCCCGCAGGCCUCCGGCAGCAGCUCGUCGGGAUGUUCGAACCUUAAGCUUGCCAGAGACAGUGGGAAGGUGACGACAGUCGUAGCCACACCAGGUCAGGGACCGGACCGCCCACAGGAGGUCUCUUACACUGACAUCAAGGUAAUUGGCAAUGGGUCGUUUGGUGUGGUGUACCAAGCUCGCCUCAUCGACAGCCAAGAGAUGGUGGCCAUUAAGAAGGUGCUGCAGGAUAAGAGGUUCAAGAAUCGGGAACUACAGAUCAUGAGGAAGCUGGAUCACUGCAACAUUGUCAGACUACGUUACUUCUUCUACUCCAGUGGAGAGAAGAAAGAUGAAGUGUAUCUCAACCUGGUGCUGGACUUUGUACCUGAGACGGUCUACAGGGUUGCCAGGCAUUUUAACAAGGCCAAGAGCAUCAUUCCUAUCAUAUAUGUGAAGGUGUACAUGUACCAGUUGUUUCGCAGUCUGGCUUAUAUCCAUUCCCAGGGCGUGUGUCACAGAGACAUCAAGCCCCAAAACUUGCUUGUCGACCCAGAAACUGCCAUCCUCAAGCUGUGUGACUUUGGCAGCGCCAAGCAGCUGAUCCGCGGUGAACCCAACGUGUCGUAUAUCUGUUCGCGGUAUUAUCGCGCACCUGAGCUCAUUUUUGGUGCCACCGACUACACGGCAAACAUUGACAUCUGGUCAGCAGGCUGCGUACUGGCCGAGCUGCUGCUCGGACAGCCCAUAUUCCCCGGUGACAGUGGGGUGGACCAGCUUGUAGAGAUUAUCAAGGUGCUAGGAACCCCGACAAGGGAACAAAUCCGAGAGAUGAACCCGAACUACACAGAAUUCAAGUUUCCUCAGAUCAAAGCUCAUCCAUGGACCAAGGUGUUUAAACCUCGCACCCCUCCAGAGGCCAUCGCUCUUUGCUCCCGGCUGCUGGAGUACACGCCGGCCUCGCGUUUCUCUCCACUAGAGGCAUGUUCGCACGCCUUCUUCGACGAGCUGCGCCAGCCGAACACACGACUGCCCAGCAGCCGAGAACUGCCGAUGCUCUUCAACUUCAGCACCACAGAGCUGUCCAUCCAGCCCCAGCUGAACUCAACCCUCAUUCCUCCUCACGCUCGCUCUCAUACAGCUGCUUCCGCCCACGAUGGUACCGGCUCAGAUUCAUCUCAACACAGUUCAGUACCAGGAUCUCUUAACAGCAUCUGAAGCAGCUGCUCACCUGCCUGCCUGCCAGCCUCACCCUUAUCUCAGACGCACACGCACACACGCACGCACUACUGCUUUCUUCCAUGCUGCUUGCUCUCCUCUUAGAUGAUCUGUUUUUGUACAGUAAAUGCAUUAAACAAACAAACAUUAGUUCUUUAGCUGCCAGGGUCGAAACUAAGGCAGGUGAUUGUUACACACACACACACACACACACACACACACACACACACACAGUUGUCUCGCUGCUGCUCGGGUGGUCUGUGAAGGUUCAAUAGUGGGGGCUGGUCCUCUGUAAUAUAAACUUUUUUUUUUUUUUUUUUUUAUCAACAUUCUUUUCCUUUUUUUCUUUAUAUUUGUGUUUUAUUUAUUUGACUAAUUGAAAGCAUCAAGUGGUCACAAAACAUUUAGUCUCUUUAGAGUUUAGUUUUUUCCACUUCAGAUUAUUUUUUUAAUAUUCUCCAGUGUUUUUGCAUCUGAACUGUACACUGCCUGACCAAGAUCAGAACUGGCCCCUAAUAGGUCAUCAGGGUAAAGGAUGUUUUAUUCAACUCAGGGCGGGAGAGUGGAUGCAGGCAAUGAUAAAUUCCUCAAUCCUCCAGCCACAUUAUUUUACCAAUCCAGCCUGAUGUUCAGGUUUAGAGUAAACCUCCAUGUCUUGUUAAUUUACCCGCUUAAGUGGCAGGUAGAGUAGGAAACCUCAUCGGUAGCAGGUAGCAGUUAUCAGUGUUUGGUUGGAGGUGAGUCAUGCUCAGUUGCUGCAUUACUUUAUACAAACUGGACUGGAAGCUGACUCACCUGUCACCGCGUCUCGUAUCCAUCUGUUUGUUUCCUGUUGUAAAGAGUUUUGUCUGUUAAGAGUAGGGACGGCUUAAUACCACUUUCACAUGUCCGAUACCGCAACCUUGAGUAUCUGCCGAUACCGUCUUUGUCCCCUCUCCGAAUCAACUAUAAGCUGUUAAUAAUACAUUUGUGUGGAUGCACUUUGCUUUAUCUAGCCAUCUAAAAAACAUCACGCUGUGAAACAAAUAUUCUACUCCUCUUAAGAAAUUCAUCAGCCUACAACAUGACUCAGUUAUGCUGCUUCUUUUCAUCCAAAGCUUUUCACAGAGAGCUGCAUGUUUGAUUUGUCAGCACCAUUCAAAAAUAAUACAAAUUUAAAGUGUAAUUUAGUGCAACAUUUUAAAUCCAAUUACAAGUUUAAAUCUCUCAAACAAACUAUCUUAGACUUGUACAGUUGUGAAGAAAGUGUGAAUGUGCUGCUCUGCAGAAGCAGAUCUAGAAAAUGAGCCUUUUGAAACCGAGCAAACAAGUUGAAACCAUAGAGUGCAAGUAAUCGUUACUAAACAUUACUAGAUGCUGCUCAGUGCUCUGCUUGUUCCGUGUCCGACCAACUAGUUAGUUGUGUUCACUUGAUGAUUAGAUGAAAACCAGCAGCGCUCUGAAUGCCACUUUCCUAGAUCAUUGCAGCAAUACAAAACGUAAACGGAUAUUAAAGCUUGUGUAAUAGAGUAGAGAUUCUGUGUCACGCGAUCAGUGCUUCUUAAAGAAAUAGUUUACAGAAUUUACUUGCGGAAGAAAAAAAACCACAGUUACGCCCCUUCUAACCUCCCUAAAGAAAUUGUGGUCACGAUGUGGUUAAUGUUAAGAAGUCAAAACUUGGAAUCAGGGCAACUGUUGCUGCUUUUAAAGGUCUGAUUGUUUUAAGAUAAAUUAAACAUUUUAAAGCGUUGAAAGGUAUUUAAAUGUGGUAAAUAUAGUUACUUGAUGGCUCCCCUUCAAUUACGACUCUGUACUAAAUGUUGACAUGUAUUCAUACAGAUAAAACAAUAGACUGGUUUUAAUUUAACCAUACUACUGUAUAAAGGUGUCUCUAAAAGAACCUGUAAGAUUUCUCAAAAACAAUUGGCAAACUAAACACAAGUGUGAUCUGAUCAAAGGUCACUUUUGGUGGAAUUCCCCUUUUAGCUAAAAGAUCGUUCUCAUCUUGAUGUUAGUGUGGGGAAAAAAUGCUUUUGUUUUAUUAAAACCCGAUGGGGGGGGGGGGGUUUACUUCAUGUCAAUUAAUUUUUUGUGUUGAAAGUUGAAUGUCAGUUGAAAUUAUGUCACUUCUUAAGCAAACUACUUCCAUCACUUGAAUUAUGUGAACAUUUAUUUUCAGUUUUUACAAGGGAAAAAAAGCUUUGUCGAAACAAAUAUAACAUGAACACUGAAGCAAAGCGUAGAGAAGAUGAAUGGAAGGCUUAAUGUGAAUAGUAGUUAAACAUGUUCGACAAUUUCAAGCAGGGAGUUCCUGUUAGGUGACUGUGUUUGUUUGCUCCUUGUACUUCUGUCUUUGUGAGGACCUAAUUGAAUUUCACCCCCUAUGAGUGAGCAAAUAGAGCUGUUAGAGGUCAAGGUUAAGGAGAAUGUAUUAUCAAGGUCGGCCUCCUCUCAAGUAUAGAAGUACAAAUAUGUGUGUGUAACCAUAUUCCAACCUGCAGUCUGAACAGCCAGUGUUUUAGGGAUUAGAGCAGUCAACAAUACAGAUCUUUAGUAAGCCGUGACGACCACUUGAAAGUUUGUAGUAUAGUAUAUUUGAUACUAUUGUUCCAUGCCUCCACCUGCUUUUAAAAAAAAACUGCAGCCAUGUUUGUUUUGAACCUUUUUUAUAUAU